AUAUCAUUCAUUGUAGGUACUUAAGUGUUGCAAAUACAAGGAAGUUGUUCGUAAUUCUAAAUAUUGGCGUGACGGGUGUCUGUUUUGUUGUUCUAGCUUACGCUGGUGACAAUAUUGUGACAUUCAUGAUUUUUCUGACGAUUGCCUUUGGUGCGCUUGGGUUCAGUGGAGCAAGUAUUUUACCGAACCCAAUGGACAUAUCAAAAACAUAUUCAGGAAUAAUUGUAGGAAUGAUGGUUACUACAGGUGGAUGUGCUGGAUUUAUCGGCCCACUAAUUCUUGCUCUAAUAAUAGAGAAUGACAAUACAUUUGAACGAUGGUCUUCGAUGUUCAUGAUAACUGCUGCAGUUGAAUUCUCUGGGAUGGUGUUCUUUCUAAUAUUUGCUAAAGGACAGAAACAAGAGUGGUCAGAAAUUGACACAAGACAAAAUGAAGAGAUGAGAGCCCUAGUUAAUAAAUAAGUGAUGAUGAUAAUUUUACAUGUUGAGCUAGAGUUACUAUCCUUUAUUAUUUCAAAAUUGAGUUGGUGUGUAAAAUUAAUAAUAGUAAGGCAUUGCAGUCUAGUUCACGGGAAUAUUACGCCAUGAUAAUUCAUAAUUAAUAAUUCAUAUUUUUAUUAAUUUUAACUGCUUCACAAUGAAUGGAAUCUUACAAUGAGGUAAUGUGUAAAUA
Messenger RNA from Anneissia japonica, 672 nucleotides. RefSeq names its product sialin-like. The record is from RefSeq and is a predicted model, not a curated record. The transcript has 3 exons. Bases 126 to 461 code for a protein of 111 amino acids. NCBI's taxonomy places the organism in Eukaryota, Metazoa, Echinodermata, Crinoidea, Comatulida, Comatulidae.